Messenger RNA from Lathyrus oleraceus (garden pea), 1118 nucleotides. RefSeq lists its product as uncharacterized. NCBI's taxonomy places the organism in Eukaryota, Viridiplantae, Streptophyta, Magnoliopsida, Fabales, Fabaceae. The transcript has 2 exons. The record is from RefSeq and is a predicted model, not a curated record. Gene Ontology annotation, molecular function: DNA binding. Bases 63 to 914 code for a protein of 283 amino acids.
GGUAAGUACUAGGUAAGUAUAGAGGUUAUCGGUUCUCCGGUCACCGGAUUCCGGCCGGAGGAAUGGAGGAUUCUGAUUCCGUUGCAUGUUUGCCACCAGGUUGGACUGUGAAAGUAAAUGUGAGAAAGAAUGGUAAGAAAGACAAGUAUUACUUUCCCCCUUCAAGUGAUCUAAAGUUCAAUUCCAUAGUAAGCGUAUUUCGUUAUCUCAACAAUGCUAAGAACAAAGCCAUCAUCCGAAGUGUCGAUAUGGAAAAUGAUCAACAGAUUCCUCGCCGUGCAUCAAAGCGUCUUGCUGGAAUUAAGGCUGAUCAACUUCUAGAACUUAAACCAACUCGAGCCUGUCGAGAUGCGGCUAAACAAUCAGGUGACGACAAAGCUGGCAUAAAUGCAGAUAGAUUCACCAAUAGCUUCUCGAAUGACCAAACGAAACAGCUGAAUACUGUUGAAGCAAAAGAAACUAUGAUCACUUUCAAAAGUACAGAAAACACAAUGGACAAUAAUGCUACUGACAAAGAGUGUGUGAAAGUCAUUGAAAAUAAAGAUGAUAUUGAUGUGAAGUUAGAUUACACUGAUGAAUUUCCCCUCAAGGAAAUACUCACCGAUCCAUGUAUCGCGUUUGCGGUACAAACUCUAACUGGUAACACAUUUGAGCCUUUUAAAGACGCUCAAACUUCUGCUUCAACUGAAGAACUCGGUAAGAAAAUCAAUGUCACGAACAACGAUCCGAAAAAAUUUGCUUUUGCAGAAAAACAUGCUGCUGUUGCUGAGAUUGACAAUGCUGAUAAAAAUACAGGACCAUGUUCUGAAAAGGAACAUGAUAUCUCAAAGAUGGCAUUGUCAAGUGUGAACUUAUGCAAGAGCCAUUACAAUUACAGCCAAAUCUUUGGUAAAGAAAGCAGGAGUGUUUGUUAGAGAGAAUUGCAGCCUAGGUUUGCAGUUAUGAAACUUUGAAAUUAAGUACCUCAUGAAGCCUUAAACUAACUCACUUUUUGUUGGUAUUUUGGUGUGAAAUGAUGUAAUAUAAUCAUGUGUAUAUUUUUGAAUAUGGUUUUAGGCUUCAAUGUAGAGCUGGUAUCUUAUUAUCUAAUCUAAAUAGACUGGUGUAGAAUCUUACCA